GAGGUUGUCACGAAGGGAAGAAAAAGUAGGUCAGAGACUGAUUCCAUUUAUGUCACAGUUCCUCACGGACCGCCCGUCAAAUAACCGAAAUAAACUGUGAUGUUGAGCGAUUCCUACGGAUCCUGCCGCAGGUGAAAGGACAUGCUUUGAACAGCUGCUUGAUUGAAUCUGUGCGAUGAUCUAAUGGCAGACCAAAGAAUGGACAUUUCCUCCACGAUGAAUGAGUUCAUGUCCCAGAGCUCUGCGGACCUCAUCAGCAGUUCCAUCGGCACCACGGGCAUGGACUACAGCCGCAAGAGGAAAGGCAGCACCACUGAAUAUCAAAUUGAUGGCUUUUCAUUUGACGAUGGCAUGGACACUGACAAAGAUAAGACACUUGGAAGGGAUGACCAGCAGGGCCGGAUAAAAAAUGCCAGGGAGGCUCACAGUCAGAUAGAGAAGAGACGCAGAGAUAAGAUGAACAGUUUUAUAGAUGAGUUGGCAUCAUUAGUCCCCACUUGCAAUGCCAUGUCUCGAAAGCUGGACAAACUGACUGUACUCCGCAUGGCUGUUCAACACAUGAAAACAUUACGAGGAGCCACUAACCCAUACACAGAAGCAAACUAUAAACCAGCAUUCUUGUCAGAUGAUGAGUUAAAGCACUUGAUUUUGAGGGCUGCCGAUGGCUUUCUCUUUGUAGUUGGUUGUGAUCGUGGAAAGAUUCUUUUUGUCUCAGAGUCUGUCUACAAAAUUCUUAAUUACACUCAGAAUGAUCUGAUUGGCCAGAGUUUAUUCGACUAUCUGCAUCCAAAAGACAUUGCCAAAGUGAAAGAGCAGCUGUCAUCAUCAGAUACAGCACCACGGGAACGACUCAUUGAUGCCAAAACUGGUCUACCAGUGAAGACUGACAUCACUCCCGGGCCUUCAAGGCUGUGUUCAGGGGCCCGUCGAUCCUUCUUCUGCAGAAUGAAAUGUAACCGGCCCUCCGUCAAAAUGGAGGAUAAGGACUUCCCUUCAACAUGCUCCAAAAAGAAAGCAGACCGCAAGAGUUUCUGCACUAUCCAUAGCACUGGCUACCUGAAAAGCUGGCCGCCCACCAAGAUGGGCUUGGACGAGGACAACGAACCCGAUAACGAGGGCUGCAACCUCAGCUGUCUGGUGGCCAUUGGCCGCCUGCAUCCACAUAUCGUCCUCCAACCCAUGAACGGCGACAUCCGUGUUAAACCCACAGAAUACGUGUCCCGCCACGCCAUAGACGGCAAGUUUGUUUUUGUGGAUCAGAGGGCGACAGCCAUCCUGGCGUACUUGCCCCAGGAGCUUCUAGGAACGUCAUUUUAUGAGUAUUUUCAUCAGGAUGACAUCGGUCACCUCGCUGAGUGCCACAGACAAGUUCUACAAAUGAGAGAAAAGAUCAACACAAACUGUUACAAGUUCAAGAUAAAGGACGGCUCUUUCAUCACUCUGAGAAGCCGCUGGUUCAGCUUCAUGAACCCCUGGACCAAAGAGGUGGAAUAUAUAGUCUCUACAAACACUGUGGUUUCGGGCAGUAUGCUUGAAGGAGCAGACCCUAGUUAUUCACAAUCAGCCUCCUCCCCCCAGAGCAUGGACAGCGUUCUAACAUCAGGUGACGGUGGAGGGAAGCGUGCUUUUCAGACUGUUCCUGGUCUACCAGGAGGCACAAGAGCGGGAGCUGGGAAGAUUGGACGCAUGAUCGCAGAGGAAGUCAUGGAGAUUCAGAGGAUUCGAGGCUCCUCUCCCUCCAGCUGUGGCUCUAGUCCUUUGAAUAUCACCGCCACUCCUCCACCUGACACCUGCUCUCCAGGGGGCAAGAAGAUUCAGAAUGGUGGGACUCCAGAUCUGCCUUCAGUGGGAUUUGUGCCUGGGCCUGAUUCAAUAGGAUACCCAUAUUCAAAUAAUUCAAUAAUGAGUGAUAACUCCCAUCUUAGUAUUGACAUCAUGGAAGAACCCGGAUCCAGCAGCCCCAGCAAUGACGAGGCAGCCAUGGCCGUUAUCAUGAGCCUUCUUGAAGCUGACGCUGGCCUGGGCGGACCUGUGGAUUUCAGCGACCUACCCUGGCCUUUGUGAAACCACAGCGGAGUACCUCAAGGAUGUGUAUUUGGUCCGAGGCUAAACACGUCUAACUUAAGGUCAUCACCACAGCUCAUGUGCGGUUGUUUGUGGAGGACUAACGAGACUGCUGUCGUUAGAAAUCGGACCUCCUACUUAAAAGCACACAUAUACUGUAAUGGUUCAGCUCCACACUUCCACCACCCCCUCUGAAUAGAGAUUUUGCAUUUCUCGUCUCACACGGUGUCCUGACCUGCCUGUUUCUCUGUAGAUAUCGGCCUGUAUAAUCCCUAUGGUACCCAUCAGCAAACAUAAUCUUUAUACAUAUAUAAAUAUAUACAUUUUUGUUUGUUUUAAUGUUUUUACACUACAAAAGUUGUUUAAAUGUUAAAUAUUCUGUAUGCUGAUUGUAACUAAUAUUGUAAUUCUAUUAUGGAAGAAUUCUUUAUGCAAAUUAUAUAUGGUAAAAGUGUAACGUAUCAACAGUGGAUAUUUUUAAAAUAAAAUAAAAAAAUCUUGUCUUCAA
Molecule: messenger RNA, 2572 nt
Organism: Myxocyprinus asiaticus (Chinese sucker)
Lineage: Eukaryota; Metazoa; Chordata; Actinopteri; Cypriniformes; Catostomidae
Product: aryl hydrocarbon receptor nuclear translocator-like protein 1
Exons: 19
Coding region: 184-2064 (626 amino acids)
Biological process (GO): circadian rhythm; regulation of transcription by RNA polymerase II
Cellular component (GO): transcription regulator complex; cytoplasm; aryl hydrocarbon receptor complex
Molecular function (GO): DNA-binding transcription factor activity, RNA polymerase II-specific; RNA polymerase II cis-regulatory region sequence-specific DNA binding; protein dimerization activity
Source: RefSeq, a predicted model, not a curated record